Dichomitus squalens LYAD-421 SS1 is the source of this 285-nucleotide messenger RNA. RefSeq lists its product as uncharacterized. The record is from RefSeq and is a predicted model, not a curated record. The transcript has 2 exons. NCBI's taxonomy places the organism in Eukaryota, Fungi, Basidiomycota, Agaricomycetes, Polyporales, Polyporaceae. The coding region runs from base 1 to 285 and encodes 94 amino acids.
AUGUCUCCGGAUCCUCGGGUUCUGCUGCGGGCGCUGCGCAACUGUCCCAAUCUCGAGACCUUGCAAUUUUACGACUAUGCGAUCCCGUACGAGUGGCCGGUGCCGGGAGACGUUGCUGUCGUACACCUUCCCUUGCUCAAAGAGCUCGGAAUCUUCGACACCUCAGACACUUCGCCGGAGAAGAUAUACAGAGCCUCGCCGACCUCAUACCUUGUCAUCUCUUUCGAAGCCGCCCGUUCGACAGAGUUGCUCUGCGCAUACACGACGACUGCUCGUGGGAACUGA